Messenger RNA from Daldinia caldariorum, 1662 nucleotides. RefSeq names its product acyl-CoA dehydrogenase NM domain-like protein. The coding region runs from base 252 to 1604 and encodes 450 amino acids. NCBI's taxonomy places the organism in Eukaryota, Fungi, Ascomycota, Sordariomycetes, Xylariales, Hypoxylaceae. Gene Ontology annotation, molecular function: flavin adenine dinucleotide binding; oxidoreductase activity, acting on the CH-CH group of donors. The record is from RefSeq and is a predicted model, not a curated record. The transcript has 4 exons.
AACAGGUUGAAGGUGCUACACGAACCCCGCUAGUACAGGCGCGUACCUCGGUUUAUAUUGAGGGCUUGGUCUUAUAUCAUGCCAUCACCUCGGAACAAAGACCUUUUCUCCAACUUCAAUCCAGAUAUUUGAUUCCUUCAACUCAACCGUUUAGAUUUCGCUUAUAGUUCGUUUUGAUAUUUACCUAAUAUACCCCAUUAUUAGAGCAUCUCAUCUUUAGUUAGCCAUAAAACCAAUUCAUCUACAACAACAUGUCUGCUAGAAUUCCGGAUAUUGUAAAACAUCGCGUUAGCGAAAAGGCGAAGAAGACAUUGGAUACCAUUGCCAAGUUUGUUGAGGAAGAAUGCAUACCAGCGGAUCCGGUUGUAGACGCCCAGAUCGGCGAAGGUUCUGCAAGAUGGGAAAGCCAUCCUCCUAUUAUUGAAGAGCUAAAGGCAAAAGCAAAACAACUGGGCCUAUGGAACUUGUUUUUACCCAAGGGCCAUUACAAGGAAUCGCCGGGCUACACGAAUUUAGAAUAUGGCUUGAUGGCUGAAUGGCUAGGCAAGUCCAAGAUAGCCUCCGAGGCUACUAACUGCUCAGCGCCAGAUACCGGAAAUAUGGAGGUCUUGGCUAAGUACGGCAAUGACGCUCAGAAGGCCCAGUGGUUAAAGCCCUUGAUGGAGGGUGAGAUCAGAUCGGCUUUUCUCAUGACCGAGCCGGACGUUGCCUCAUCAGACGCGACGAAUAUCCAGCUUAGCAUAAAGAAAGAGGGGAAUGAAUACGUUCUAAAUGGCUCUAAAUGGUGGUCAAGCGGCGCCGGCGAUCCUCGAUGUAAGAUCUACAUCGUAAUGGGCAAGUCGGAUCCCACCAACAAAGAUCUCUACAAGCAGCAGUCGGUUAUACUUGUUCCAGCCAACACCAAGGGCAUAACUAUCCACCGCAUGCUUAAUGUAUAUGGAUAUGACGACGCGCCUCACGGCCACGGUCAUAUUUCUUUCAAUAAUGUGCGCGUCCCAGUCAGCAACCUAGUUCUCGGCGAGGGCCGUGGUUUCGAGAUCAUCCAGGGUCGGUUGGGCCCAGGUCGCAUUCACCACGCGAUGCGCACUAUUGGUGCAGCUGAGUACGCGCUUGAAUGGAUGUUAAUGAGAAUCAACGACCCUAAGAAGACUCCAUUCGGAAAGCAGUUGAGAGAACACGGAGUUAUUCUCGAAUGGGUUGCCAAGUCGCGAAUAGAAAUUGACGCAGCUCGAUUGAUAGUCCUCAAUGCUGCUGUGAAGAUGGACGACCUAGGCCCAAAGGCAACGUUAAAGGAGAUCGCCCAGGCAAAGGUUCUCGUUCCGCAGACGGCCUUGACAGUUAUCGACCGCGCUGUUCAGGCAUUUGGUGGAGCGGGCGUCAGCCAGGACACGCCUCUUGCCAAUAGUUGGGCACUUAUCCGGACCCUGCGGCUAGCUGAUGGACCGGACGAGGUCCACCUUCAGCAGAUGGGCCGCAACGAGAACAAACGAGGCAAGGAAGUCUCGCAGAAGAUACUCUGGCAGAAGGAGAAGACGGAACAGUUGUUGAAGCAGAACGGUCUGAAGCGGUUUCAACCUGGGUCAAAUAUCAAACCGAGGUUAUAGGAAAAUCACAGCGCGACUCAAUGGGAAUGUUACCAGUUGAAAUAUUAAGAACGAGCUU